This is a messenger RNA of Puma concolor (puma), 2665 nucleotides long. RefSeq names its product aryl hydrocarbon receptor (gene AHR). Gene Ontology annotation, biological process: xenobiotic metabolic process; regulation of transcription by RNA polymerase II; response to xenobiotic stimulus. The record is from RefSeq and is a predicted model, not a curated record. NCBI's taxonomy places the organism in Eukaryota, Metazoa, Chordata, Mammalia, Carnivora, Felidae. Gene Ontology annotation, cellular component: nucleus; aryl hydrocarbon receptor complex. Gene Ontology annotation, molecular function: protein dimerization activity; nuclear receptor activity; transcription cis-regulatory region binding.
AUGAACAGCAGCAGCUCUCACAUCACCUACGCCAGUCGCAAGCGGCGGAAGCCGGUGCAGAAAACUGUCAAGCCAAUCCCACCUGAAGGAAUCAAGUCCAAUCCUUCCAAGCGACAUAGAGACCGGCUUAAUACAGAGUUGGACCGUUUGGCUAGCCUGCUGCCUUUUCCACAAGAUGUUAUUAAUAAGCUGGACAAACUUUCAGUUCUCAGGCUCAGUGUCAGUUACCUAAGAGCCAAGAGCUUCUUUGAUGUUGCAUUACAGGCCUCCCCAGCUGACAGAAAUGGAAUUCAGGAAAACUGUAGAACAAAAUUCAGAGAAGGCCUGAGUCUGCAAGAAGGAGAAUUCUUAUUACAGGCUCUGAAUGGCUUCGUGCUGGUUGUCACUACAGAUGCUUUGGUCUUUUAUGCUUCUUCUACUAUACAAGAUUACUUAGGGUUCCAGCAGUCUGAUGUCAUACACCAGAGUGUGUAUGAACUUAUUCACACUGAAGAUCGACCUGAAUUUCAGCGUCAGCUGCACUGGACAUUAAACCCUACGCAGUGUGCAGACUCUGGACAAAGAAUUGAUGAAGCUAAUGGCCUCCCGCAGCCAGCAGUCUGUUAUAACCCAGACCAGCUUCCUCCAGAAAACUCUUCCUUUAUGGAGAGGAGCUUCGUGUGCCGACUAAGGUGUCUCCUGGAUAAUUCAUCUGGUUUCCUGGCAAUGAAUUUCCAGGGGAGGUUAAAGUAUCUUCACGGACAGAACAAGAAAGGCAAAGAUGGGACAAUCCUUCCACCUCAGUUGGCUUUGUUUGCAAUAGCUACUCCACUGCAGCCACCCUCCAUACUUGAAAUUCGAACCAAAAACUUCAUCUUUAGAACCAAACACAAAUUGGACUUUACACCUACUGGUUGUGAUGCCAAAGGAAGACUUGUUUUAGGCUACACUGAAGCAGAGUUGUGCAUGAGAGGAUCAGGAUAUCAAUUUAUUCAUGCUGCUGAUAUGCUUUAUUGUGCAGAGUACCAUAUCCGGAUGAUUAAGACUGGAGAAAGUGGCAUGAUAGUAUUCAGGCUUCUCACCAAAGACAAUCGAUGGACCUGGGUUCAGUCUAAUGCACGCUUAGUGUAUAAAAAUGGAAGACCAGAUUAUAUCAUUGCAACUCAGAGACCACUGACAGAUGAAGAAGGAACAGACCAUUUACGAAAACGAACUAUGAAGUUGCCUUUUAUGUUUACUUCUGGAGAAGCUGUGUUAUACCAGGUAAACAACCCUUUUCCUCCCAUGAUGGAUCCCUUACCAGUGAGGACUAAAACUACUGCUUGUGGAAGAGAGUCUGCUACCACAUCAACUCUAAAUAAGGAAUCUUUCAAUCCCAAUUCCCUCCUGGGUGCCAUGAUGCAACAAGAUGAGUCUAUUUAUCUCUAUCCUGCUUCCAGUAACACAGCUUUUGAAAGAAAUCUUUUUAACGAACCUAUGAAUGAAUGCAGCAAUUGGCAAGACAGUAUGGCACCAGUGGGAAAUAACAGUAUCCUGAAACACGAGCAAAUAGGUCAGUCUCAGGACAUGAACCCAGCAAUCUCUGGAGGUCAAUCAGGGCCCUUUGCAGACAACAGAAAUAGUGACUUGUACAGCAUUAUGAAACACCUAGGCAUUGAUUUUGAAGAUAUCAAAGACAUGCAACAGAACGAGGAAUUUUUCAGAACUGACUUUUCUGGUGAGGAUGACUUCAGAGAUAUUGACCUCACAGAUGAAAUCCUGACAUAUGUCCAAGAUUCUUUAAGCAAGCCUGCCUUCCAGUGUCCCGGUUACCAGCAGCAACAGGCCAUGGCUGUGAACUCAAGUUGUAUGGUACAGGAGCACCUGCAGCUAGAACAGCAGCAGCAGCAGCAGCAGCGGCUGCAGCACCAGCAAAACCUCGUAGCAUCGGAGCAGCAGCAACAACUGUGUCAGAAAAUGCAGCAUAUGCAAGUUAAUGGCAUGUUUGCCAAUUGGAGCGCUAACCAGUCUGUGCCUUUUGGUUGUCCGCAGCAAGAGCUACAGCAGUAUAAUGUCCUUUCAGACUUACCUGGGACCAGUCAAGAGUGUCCCUACAAAUCUGAGACGGAUGCUAUGCCUUAUACACACAACUUUAUCCCCUGUGAUCAGUCUGUGCUACCACAACAUUCCCAGGGGUCACAGUUAGACUUUCCCUUAGGGACCUUCGAACCAUCCCCGUACCCUACUACUUCUAAUUUAGAAGAUUUCUUCACGUGUUUACAAGCUCCUGAGAACCAAACACACGGACUUACUCCAGAGCCGCCCAUAGUAACUCCUCAGACGUGUUAUGCCGGGGCUGUGUCCAUGUACCAGUGCCAGCCGGAACCUCCGCACGGCCACGAGGCCCAGAUGCAGUACAAUCCAACCAUGCCGGACCCACAGGCAUUUUUAAACAAGUUUCAGAAUGGAGGAGUUUUAACUGAAACCUAUCCAGCUGAAUUAAAUAAUAUAAAUAGCACUCAGACUCCCACACACCUUCAGCCCCUUCAUCACACGUCAGAAGCCAGACCUUUCCCCGAUUUCACAUCCAGUGGAUUCCUGUAAUGCCGAGCCCAUUUUCACCAUGGAUGAAAGAAGAUUACAGAAUAAUAGAACUAUCAGUGUUGGACAUCAGCAACUUUACAUGGAGGCAUUGAUGUAUGUUGUU